CGUUCGCGUUCUACGUGUUCUUCGCGCCCUUCGUCGGGAGGAAGGUGUUCCAGGAUGCCGCCGUGGGGCUCUACACACCUCUGGUUUUGUGUGUAUUCUUUCUGUACAUCUGGUGUGCUGCGGCAGACCCAGCAGACCCAGGGGUCUUCAAAUCAAAGAAGUACCUAAGAUUGUAUGCAAGCUGCAAGCAUAGGCAUCUGAAGGAGUCCAGGCAAGGUGUUUCAGAUGUUGUGUUACAACUAGAUGAAACCGGAGAAAAGAAAGAACGUGAGGUUGCUGAGGCUAGUGAAAAAUUAAUGACUCAACAGAAGAGCUCAUCUUGCUGGGGUGCAACUUUCUCUGCGCUUCUCCUUAUAUUCUACCCUCUCUCUUUUGUUUUCUCCUGCUGCCAAUCACGUGAGUGGUCCUCUGAGCAGCAAGACAGUGAGGAAGGGAUGUUUUUCUGCAGCCUCUGUGAAGUUGAGGUGUUGAAGUACAGUAAGCAUUGUCGAGUUUGUGACAAAUGUGUUGAUGGGUUUGAUCAUCACUGCAGAUGGCUCAACAAUUGUAUUGGAAAAAGAAACUAUAGGAGGUUUUUUCUUCUAAUGACAACCGCCCUUUUCUUGCUUAUCUUACAAUCGGCAACUGGAGUAUUGGUGCUAGUUCUCUGCUUUGUAGAGCGAAAGGAAUUUUCUACGCAAAUUGUGUCAAAGCUAGGAAGCAGCUUCUCUAUAGUGCCUUUCAUCAUUGUGGUGGCAUCCUGUACCAUCCUAGCUAUGGUUGCUUUACUGCCAAUUGCUCAACUUCUCUUUUUCCACAUCAUUCUCAUCCAGAAGGGCAUCAGUACAUAUGACUACAUCAUUGCCCUUAGAGAGCAAGAACAAGAAGAGAUCAGUGGGCAGCAGAGUCCGCAGAUGUCUCAUGUAAGCUCCUAUACUGGUGGGCUCAGCAGUACUAGUUCCUUUGGUGCACUGCGUCGUGGUUCAUGGUGCACUCCUCCAAGACUGUUUCUUGAGGAUCAGUUUGAUGUUAUUCCAUCGGAGGCUGGCUCUUCGCAUAAUUCUGCUACCAAGAGAAAAGAAGAUGAAGUAAGGAGGAAGAAAACCUCAGGGGCUGUGAAAAUUAGUCCAUGGGCAUUGGCUCGUCUUAAUGCAGAAGAAGUUUCUCGAGUUGCUGCUGAGGCUCGGAAGAAGUCCAAAGUUUUAGUGCCUAUCAGAAAAGAUGAUUAUUCGCUCGGGCAUGAAACAGAUAGUAGCUAUGGAGGCAUGGGCAGUAGGAUUGAUCUAGGGCCUGAUGACACGAGGAGAACAAACAGGAGAGGAAGGCCCCAUGGUGAUCUCUCUCUUAAACCUGUUGCAAAAAUAUCAACAGAUGUUAUUGAUAGUAAUGGCAGUGACAUGGGCCCUGAAGCAUUAUCCAGUUUAGCACCACUGCAACUUGAGGCGCGGAGUGCCUUUCAUCCAAGUAGAGCUGCUUCUUCUGCUAACGUUGAUGGUUCAUCUCCAGAUAGCAGUUUGGACUCGCCUGAUCUGCACCUGUACCGAUUCUCAGCUGUCUCCUCAUCUGCAACUGAAGACUUGCAGUUGGCAGCUCCCACUGCCCCAGGGAGCACUCCAUAUCAAGGGAUCCUGCUGUCUAGAUCAACCAGUGAUGGCUACGAAGCAUCAGGUGGUGAAGACAGUGACCGUAUUCCGUCGAGGAUAGUGCAUCGCUCCUCAAACUGGGCAAGCAUCAUACUCAGCACUGAUCAGAAUACGUCCUCAUCUGGCAUCCUUGUGCCGAAGAACAGAUCCUUGACUUCAGAUCAAGUCCAUGCGCAGCACAGAAAUUGAGAAUGUAAAUGACCCUUAUGAAGAUUCCAGUGUCCUACCUCGUUUGUCAUCACCUUCUGUUCCAUAGUUAAAGAUCUUGUCUCACUGAUGUGUCAGCUGUUAUUUUCAGAGUUGGUAGGUAGGGAAGGCGAGUUGUUUCAUCCGCAAAGGCUUAAGUGCUUGUAGUUUUGCUGUUAGAUGACAAAUGUACACUUGAUUAGUGCCUCAUUUCCUUGGUUGCCAACUGUGCCCGAGGUUUUAAAGGUUAACUAUUCAUGAGGUGGACUUGUUAGCGUCAUACCGUGUGACGAACAAAGGCAUGAUAUGCAACUAGUUG
Molecule: messenger RNA, 2127 nt
Organism: Lolium rigidum
Lineage: Eukaryota; Viridiplantae; Streptophyta; Magnoliopsida; Poales; Poaceae
Product: probable protein S-acyltransferase 22
Exons: 8
Coding region: 297-1811 (504 amino acids)
Biological process (GO): peptidyl-L-cysteine S-palmitoylation; protein targeting to membrane
Cellular component (GO): Golgi apparatus; endoplasmic reticulum
Molecular function (GO): protein-cysteine S-palmitoyltransferase activity
Source: RefSeq, a predicted model, not a curated record